Messenger RNA from Branchiostoma belcheri (Belcher's lancelet), 2619 nucleotides. RefSeq names its product putative Dol-P-Glc:Glc(2)Man(9)GlcNAc(2)-PP-Dol alpha-1,2-glucosyltransferase. The transcript has 3 exons. Gene Ontology annotation, biological process: dolichol-linked oligosaccharide biosynthetic process; protein N-linked glycosylation. NCBI's taxonomy places the organism in Eukaryota, Metazoa, Chordata, Leptocardii, Amphioxiformes, Branchiostomatidae. The record is from RefSeq and is a predicted model, not a curated record. Bases 56 to 1435 code for a protein of 459 amino acids. Gene Ontology annotation, molecular function: dolichyl pyrophosphate Glc2Man9GlcNAc2 alpha-1,2-glucosyltransferase activity. Gene Ontology annotation, cellular component: endoplasmic reticulum.
GUUUCAGCUAUGACCUUUACUCUUUCACCCACAGGUCACAACUGGAGGUUGCAAAAUGGCGGCCGGUCGGACGUUCCCGGCGGUUCUGUCGGCUUUUGUGGUCGUUUCUGUGGCCAUUUCUGCCCGGAUUCACCGGGCUCGGCCCACCCCGUACAUGGACGAGAUAUUCCACAUCCCACAGGCACAGAAAUACUGUCAGGGCAAGUUUACAGAGUGGGACCCCAUGAUCACAACAUUGCCAGGUUUGUACCUCGCGUCUGUCGGGCUGCUGAAACCUGCUGUGCUGCUCGCUGGGGUGAAGGUGAGCGUGGCCUGCUCCACGCUGUUGCUACGGGCAACGAAUGUUCUAUUUGCAGUGGGGAAUGUGUACCUGCUGUGGGCUAUCCUGAGGAAGAUUCACGGACAGACGACAGACCCACUCCUGCAGUGCCUGAAUGCAGUGACGAUCGCCAGCCUGCCAGUUCUCUACUUCUUCACCUUCCUAUACUACACUGACCCUGGCUCCACAUUCUUCACACUCUUCAUGUACCUGCUCUGUUGCCAUGGGAACCAUGUCCUGGCUGCCAUGAUGGGGUUCAUGGCCGUGAUGUUCCGACAGACAAACAUCGUGUGGAUCGUCUUCUGCGCAGGUGUCACAGCUGUCAACCUGGUGGAGAGGAAACACCAGCCCAAACAAGACCCAAAUGUUUUAGUCACGCUGUACAACAGCAUCAGGACAGUUCUACAGUACCUGGCCACCGUGUCACACUUUGCAAAGGUCAUUCUCGCACUGCUGCCUUAUGCCAUGCAGGUUGUCGUGUUUGGUGUGUUCGUGUAUGCAAAUGAAGGCAUUGUAGUCGGGGACCGAACCAGCCAUGAAGCCUGCCUGCACUUCCCACAGCUUUUCUACUUUUUCUCCUUUGCCUUUGUGUUCUCCUUCCCCCAUGUCUUAUCUCUGUCUCAGGUGUCCCAGUUCCUUAAGUAUGAUAAGAAGAAGAUGGCACUCCUUCUCUUCCUCCUUGUGUUGUCGUACGUGUUAGUGGACAGGUUCACGUACGUCCACCCAUACCUGUUAGCAGAUAACAGACACUACACCUUCUACGUGUGGCAGAGAGUUUUCCAGCGACACCCGCUGGUGAAGUAUGUAGUGCUGCCUGGGUACGUGUACUGUGGCUGGAGCAUGUUCCAUCAGCUGGGGAAGACCAGGUCCCCCCUCUGGCAGCUCGUCUUCUUCGUCUGCGUGCUGGUCGCCACAGUUCCCCAGAAGCUGCUGGAGUUUCGGUACUUCAUCGUGCCAUACCUGCUGUACCGGGUACAUGUACAGGUGACAUGUUACUACAGGCUGCUGGCAGAACUGAUCCUGUACACCACCAUCAAUGCUGUCACCAUCUACCUGUUUGUUGAGAAGCCAUUUCUCUGGCCAGACAGUUCUGAACAACAACAUUUCAUGUGGUAAUCACCAGAAAUGUUUAGAAUGCUAACCCUCAGAUUGUACCCACACAUUGGCACUGGUGCAGAUUGUAGCACCCCCAUCCCUCUCGGUUUUUAGGUAAUUUAGGACAGACAUCAGCACUUCUUGUAAUAAUGAUAAAGAUCAUGUAAUCUCAAAUGUACAGGAAAAGUAGCAAAGCACAAAUUCUUCUUACUACCCUCAUACUAUCAUAGAUUUUUUUUGAUUCAGAACUAUGCCUAAUCUGGCAGCUAUCAUGAAUUAUGUAUGCAAACGAAGGUUGAAAUAUCGACUGGUGUGAAAGAUUUGUAUGUUAUUAGGUUGUACUUCCCUGUUUGUUUCCCGUAAUUUGUGUGACCUUGAAGGUGCUAUCUGCCUCAAGACCGGUUUACUCCGAGGUCAAGGGUAGAAAUUCUGCAGUGAUGAUCAAGUUACAAGUCUUCUCAAGAUGAAGUUUUUAAAAUAUGUUGUCAACAAUGUUGCAUGAUGUCUUCCAAUUAUUUAUGAAAAAGAUUGUUAUAAUUAUGAAUUUCUACAACUUAAGAUAUAUAUUUAAGAUUAAAUUGAGAUUAUUGAAGCUUUUGUAUGCUAUAGAUGUUAGUAUUUAGUUGUAAUUCUCAGUGAAGUACUGAAGAUUAAGGGCUGAUCUUAGACUAAGUAAGAAUACCAAACUGACUUAACUAAAGGGAUUGGAGAUUUGUCGUGCCUCAACAGAUUUCAAGUGGUCAGUUUUGUAGCUAUAUCCAAAAUGUUCUCUGCGUUUUGCUGUUAGACUUGAGAAAACUGCUGUCGGUUUGUUGUUGCAGCUUGAAUGAUGAAUAAAAGAAGCCAUGCCUACUUUUCUGUCAUUUCAACCCUGAUACCUGAUAUAUGGAAGAAGAGAUACUAGUACAUGUAUCAAAAAGCAACCACAAGCAUCCCACGUGCAUGUAAUUCAAAGAUCCAUACAAUAUGAAUAAUGCAUGUAAGCAGCAAUACCCUGCUCAUGACAUGUAAUCCGUUUGUUGUAAUCCAGGAUAUGAACUGUUAUGCUGCAUCACAUUAGCCACUUCCCAUUUCUUGUUGUUCAUAGGAUAGGUAGAAGCUUAGUUUGGUCACAUCUUAUUUGAUUAUGAUACAUGUACCAUUCUCCUCCAUGUUGGUUCUCAACACGAAGCAGUCAUGACUCAGACCAGGCAGAAUAUUACAUA